AUGUGUUUGCUUGAAUGGGGGAGGCCCAAAAUGUUUACAAUUACACUUGAUAAUGCAAGUUCAAAUAAUGUGGUAGUUUCGUAUCUCAAAAGAAAGACAAAGAAUAGAAGUGAUACGAUUUUGGAACAUGAGUUCUUGCAUAUGAGAUGUUAUGCUCAUAUCUUGAACUUAAUUGUUCGGGAUGGGUUGAAAGAAUAUGAUCAAUCAAUUGCAAGAAUUAGAGGAGCUGUGAAGUAUGUAAAAUCAUCUCCACAAAGGUUGAACACAUUUAAGCAAUGUUGUGACAAUGAUGGUAUUACUUGUAAAAGUGGUGUAUGCUUAGAUGUAGCAACCCGUUGGAACUCCACUUAUAUGAUGUUGGAUAGGGCUGAAAAAUUUCAAAAAGCAUUUGAACGGCUAGAGGAUGAAGAUCCGGGAUAUAUUAAGAGUGUUGGGGAAGAUGAUAGUGAUGAUGAUGAUGGUGUUAGUGAGUUGGAUAGAGGAGGGGCAUCCAAGUUAGGGCCUCCAACCAUGGAUGAUUGGGAUAAGAGUAGGUUGUUUGCAAACUUUUUGAAACUUUUUUAUGAUGCAACUUGCGUUUCUCGGAGACCAAUUAUGUCACUUGCAAUAGUUUUUUUAUUUGAGUUAGCAACAAUUCAAGCUGCAAUUAACAUGGAGUGUGUGGAAGGGCCUCAUAAUUUGAGGACAAUGGCAUUUAGUAUGAAAUCUAAAUAUGAGAAGUAUUGGGGAAAUAUUGAAAAAAUGAAUCUUUUGUUGUAUGUUGGGUUGGUUUUUGAUCCUCGGUAUAAAUUGCGUGGUUUAACAUAUAUUUUUGAAGGAAUAUAUGAGGAUAAUAGUUCAAAAGUUUUUAUGUUGGUGGAUUGGGUUCAAGAUGCCUUGACUCGUUUAUAUGAUAGUUAUUGUGAAAAUGAUGAAAGUAAUGUUGGGAUACAAGAUCAAACUAUAAGCCAAUCAAGCGAGAGAGGGGCUGGUAGUACAAGUUCAACUGUUGGGGUAGGUCAAGGUGAUUUCAAAUCAUUAAUCCAUGCACAAAUUAAGAAGUGUUUGGAGUCGGAUAACUCUUUGGCGACUAAAUCUGAAUUGGAGAGAUAUUUAUCUGAAAAAUGUGAAGAAGAUGAUGUGAAAUUCGACUUGUUGACUUGGUGGAAGGUCAACUCCAUUAGAUACUGCGUGCUUUCAAGAGUUGCGCGGGAUGUUCUUGCAGUUCCGAUAUCUACAGUGGCCUCUGAGUCAGCUUUUAGCACAGCAGGUCGAGUACUUGAUCCGUUCCGCAGUAGCCUAUCUCCACUUAUGGUAGAAGCUCUUAUUUGUACACAAAAUUGGCUCCGUUCUUCUGCCCCGAUUAACAUUCGUACUUUAAUAGAUGAUGUUGAGGAGUUUGAGAAAAUUGAUACAGAGCUCAUGGAAGAUCUAGAGAAUUCUUCAAGACCUACUUCUUUGGCCGGAGAUAAUUAA
Messenger RNA from Juglans microcarpa x Juglans regia, 1455 nucleotides. RefSeq names its product zinc finger BED domain-containing protein RICESLEEPER 2-like. The record is from RefSeq and is a predicted model, not a curated record. Lineage: Eukaryota; Viridiplantae; Streptophyta; Magnoliopsida; Fagales; Juglandaceae. Bases 1 to 1455 code for a protein of 484 amino acids. Gene Ontology annotation, molecular function: protein dimerization activity; DNA binding. The transcript is spliced from 2 exons.